This is a messenger RNA of Pectinophora gossypiella (pink bollworm), 2220 nucleotides long. RefSeq names its product protein male-specific lethal-3 (gene msl-3). Lineage: Eukaryota; Metazoa; Arthropoda; Insecta; Lepidoptera; Gelechiidae. The coding region runs from base 253 to 1890 and encodes 545 amino acids. The transcript is spliced from 12 exons. Gene Ontology annotation, biological process: regulation of DNA-templated transcription; chromatin organization. Gene Ontology annotation, cellular component: nucleus; NuA4 histone acetyltransferase complex; MSL complex. The record is from RefSeq and is a predicted model, not a curated record.
UAUCUUUAUGCCGCCAUUGAUCGUCACGCCCAAACAAAAACAUUUUUCAAUUACUUUUGCAUAUAAAUGUGUACUAUUUUAAAGACUGAUGCUAUUUCCUACCAUGAAAUAGUUAUAAUCAAAACAAUUCGUUUAUUUUCCCUCUUUAGUUUCGUCUAACUUUUUAAUCAAUAAUUUCCAAAGAGGUCUUACCGUGAUUGGUUUAAAGUUUGGCUUCGAUUUUCACGUUGUUUGAGAACUGGCUGCGAGAGCAUGGUGUCAACAAGAGGUGUCCGCUAUAAAUUCAGUGAGGGUGAACGUGUUCUGUGCUAUGAACCGGACCCUACAAAGGCUAAAGUACUCUACGAUUCAAAGGUAUUAGAGGUGAUAGAAAGUAAAGACAAACGUGGUCGUCGCACAGUGGAAUACCUCAUUCACUUCCAAGGCUGGAACUCCUCGUGGGAUCGCUGCGUCAGUGAAGACUUUGUGCUCAAAGAUACAGAAGAAAACAGACAGUUGCAAAGAGAUUUAGCUGAGAAAUCUCAGCUCCAAUUAGGUGCUUAUUUGUAUCGACGUGAGCGCAAGAAGGGAAGCAGCUCAACAACAGGCACUGGGUCUGCAAAACGUGUUCGGCACGGCUUCAGCGACGACGGUUCUUCCAGUAGCACGCAGCCAGACGAAGGCGAAACGGGUGAUACGGAUUCCUCGUCUGGCGACGGGUCCGGCUCGCAGCCGCACUCGCCGCCACCCAACGUGCAGGGGCGUGCCUCCAUCACGCUGCCACCACAACUCAGAGAUCGCCUCACAUUCGACUAUCACCUUGUGGUGAAGCGCGGCAAGUUAUCGAGGCUGCCGGCGUCGCCAUGCGCCGCAGAGAUCCUGGAAUCCUUCGUGAAGUGGUUCGCGCGAGCCGGCGCGUGGCACCCCGCGCGCGGCCGCCAUGACCCGCCCCAGAAGCCGGACUUAGUCGACGUCUCCUGCAGGUUGAACCUGAUCAGAGAAGUAGCCGAUGGUCUGCGCGUAUAUUUCGACUUCAUCCUGCGAGGACACUUGCUUUAUAAACAAGAGCUCAACCAGUACCACGAAGUAUGUGGACAGUUCCUUGAAAAGCAAGAACAAAUGAAAUAUCUAGCAGCGCAACAAACGAUUACGUCGUAUGAGAACAAGACUUUGAAAGCUGCUGCUACCAUUACAAGCCCCAAACUACCGGACUACUCUCAUCUGCCGCCAGAUCCCAAUCCCAAUGAUGUAGAGAAAAAUGGUGGCAAAGUGUCCCAUGAUGGAGCACACGCGAAUAACCAUGUAGAGCCAGCCAAGCCGGACGCUACCGAGACGCCCGUUAUCAAGACCGAGCCAACGGACGAGCCGCAGAAUAAUCAGAAUAACAUCAACGUGCCAGCAGCGAAGGUUAGGGAAGCACGCUCCUCCACCCGCGCCGGCAAUGUCGCCAGAAGGCUUCGCUCUCACAAGUCGGUGGUAUCACAGUCCGAGAACGAAGAACCGGCGCCAUCUACUUCCACGGGCGAGCCGCGCACUUUCGAAACACUUUCAUCUAGCGUGGGCAGUAGCGGAUCGUCUCUGAGCGAGUCGUGGUCGCGGCCUGCCCAGGCGGCCGCCACGGCGCCGGCGCCCACCCGGACACCGCUGUCCCUCUUGCUGGAGAAGGUUGCUAAGUGGGAAAUAAUCCCGAGAGAAGGCACAGAACACCUCCCUUGCCGGAUAUACGGCGCCAUACACCUGUCUCGACUCUUCGUCAAGCUGCCAGACUUCCUGAAUGCGACGCAGAUGCCAGACUUCAAGUUGAAACUUGUUUUGAAACAUAUUGACAUGUUUAUGCAAUACUUGGACGAGCACAGCGAGUGGUUCAGCGAGGCGUACUACGUCGCAGACGCGACGGCGCGCUCUCACUGACGGCACGCCUCCGCAAGUGCACACAAACACUCGCGAGACAAUACACAAUCAACCAGUGGAAAAACAUUCCCUAACUAAAUGGACUCUUUAGUUAUCAAUAUAACAAUUUAAUAAUCAUAAUGCAAUUAUUCUGUAUAGACAUGCCAAAUUUCCAUCAUAAUUGAUAAUUUAAGUCUUUAGAAUGUAAGUCGUAACUUAAGUAUUGACAAUUUCAAUAUAUGUAAUGAAUAUCAAUUUUGUCUUAAUGUUUAAAUAAUUAUUUUAUGUAAUCAUGACAUGUACCAAUGAAUAUGUUAAAUGUUUAAAAGUAAAUUAUACGUUUUCACUAUA